AACAUGGCUGGGAGAGAGAGGGUCUCGAGGCCUCAGCUGUUGAGGCGAUCCACCCACCCAAAGCAGUCUGGAGCCGCAGCCGAAGAGCAAGCGCGUGCUCGAGGUUUUCCGGCGCCCGCCUGGGUUCCAGCAGCUGCUGCGGCCAUGUUGUGAGGCGGCGGCGUGGGUGUCUGAAGGAUGGUUUGGCCGAAACGGCGGCAACGGCUGCUGGCGGCGGCGGCAGCCGGGGCUCCGGCUCAGUAGAGCCAAGUCCUCUGUGUGUCCGACUGGAACCAAAGCGGGGCCCGUGCCCCUGGACCUUGCUUGUGCUCCGGCGCCGUUGGGGACCGGUUAGGCGACAGCGCCCUCCUCUCUAAGGAUACACGAAGGUGGUUCCCCGGUGCUCAAACUCCUAACCACCUUGCUUUCCUUUUCCGACCUCGGCAGUGCUGUCCCCAGAAUCCUCGGCCCCUCGAUUUUCCUCCCAGCCUCGCCCUAAAUCUCACACUCGGGUGUUACCCGCCCUCUAGUGCCAGCCCCCUACCGCUUCAUUUUCUACACCCUCUACUCAUAGCGCCUCUGGGAUCACCCCAAGGGCGGCCUUUUGAAAAAUCUUUGUGGAGUAGUGGACCAGAACUGGGGAGUUUUUAAAAGUCGGAGCGCAGGAGGCAGGAAGAUACGAUGGCUUCCUCAUCUGGCAACGAUGAUGAUCUGACUAUUCCCAGAGCUGCUAUCAAUAAGAUGAUCAAAGAGACUCUCCCCAAUGUCCGGGUGGCCAACGAUGCCCGGGAGCUGGUAGUGAACUGCUGCACUGAAUUCAUUCAUCUUAUAUCUUCUGAAGCCAAUGAAAUUUGUAACAAAUCGGAAAAAAAGACCAUCUCGCCAGAGCAUGUCAUACAAGCCCUAGAAAGUUUGGGCUUUGGCUCUUAUAUUAGUGAAGUAAAAGAAGUUUUACAAGAAUGCAAGACUGUAGCAUUAAAAAGAAGAAAGGCCAGUUCUCGUUUGGAAAACCUUGGCAUUCCUGAAGAAGAGUUAUUGAGGCAGCAACAGGAAUUAUUUGCAAAAGCCAGACAGCAACAAGCAGAACUGGCCCAGCAGGAAUGGCUUCAAAUGCAGCAAGCUGCCCAACAAGCACAGCUUGCUGCUGCCUCAGCCAGUGCAUCUAACCAGGCAGGAUCUUCUCAGGAUGAAGAAGAUGAUGAUGACAUCUGAAAUUCACCAGCUGAGGUUCUGUUUCCUCUAUAAAUGUUUUUCCCUGCACAAGAAAACAGUGAAAGAAAUACUUAUCUGUAAUUUUGUAUGCAUCUUGGUGGACUUGCCACUGGUAUUCUAGGGAUGUCUGCUGUUAACUUUCAUCUAUUGUGUGCUAUUCAUGUAAAAACUGUCUCUUUGAACUGUUGAAAAUUUAAGGUUCAGUAUAUCAAUUUUGAAUUUUUAAUGGUGUUUAUGAGAUUUUAGAUAGCAGUAAGUCCUUUAUUGAUCAAUAAACAGUGUUACAGAAAACUCCAAGUUUAUAAAAAUAUAGUGAAAUUUAUACAGAAACUCUAAAUCUGCAUUCAUUUCCUCUGCCCUUUUAACUAAACUAAAAAUUGGGAAUUUUAAAUUAUUAGGUUGGGAGGUGCUGUGCAAUGCAGUAGACAUUAGAUCAAAUUGGUGAAAAAAACACAGACUUCAGUUCUGUAAUACCUGAUUUUUUUGUCUUUUAAAAUGAGUAUAUCUACACGCUAUAUAUGUACACACACAUAUAUACACAUCUGUGUGUGUGUAUAUAUAUAUCUACAAGCUGUAUAUGUACACACACAUAUAUACACAUCUGUGUGUGUGUAUAUAUGUGUGAUAUACAAAUAUGUGUGUGUGUAUAUAUACACAUACAUACACACUCAGAUAAAUAUACUUGUUUGAAAGAAUUUCAAAACAAGACAUUCAGAAACUAGGAAGCGGUGUGUUCGAUACUAUUUGUAUACAUCUGGUGGGUUAUAUUUCCGAUUUUGUUUUUGUUUUAUGUAGAGGUAAAAAUUACUGUUUUAUUAUUGCAUAAUUCAUCCUGAGCUAUACUAUCACAUUUCAAAGACUGUCCAGUUUUGAGGACUGGCGUGAUUCUUACUAUUUCACUCCAAUAAUUGUCAUAGUAUUACUUGCUUAGUCUAUCCAUGUUUAUUGGAAUUUGUGAAACAGUUGCCUAGGUUCCAUCAGUUUAACUGAGGUUAAUGAAUAUUCAGGCUUUUGCUGGGGGUAAGAAAUGAAAGUUGAUGAGCACGCUUGCAAUAAAGAGGGAUUUUUUUUUUGUAAUUUAACUUAACAGUUAUAGUUUACUUAUUGUUUGUUUUUAGCAUUACUCUUACAUUUUCUUGACUAGAUGCCCUACAGUGUCCAAUGCUUCCUUUAAAAUGGCAUCAUUGUCUCCAUCAUAGAGCGGUAACUUUAAAAAAUGAUUUGUUUUGUUUUAAAAAGCAUGUAAUAACUUAUCAGCCCUAUAUGAAACAUAAAAAGUAGUUUCAACCUGCUCAUUAAAAGGGAGGAAACUUUAAUUUGGUUCUAAUAAAGUAUGGUAGUGAUUUUUAUAAAAAUCCAGUGUGUUGAAGAAAUGGCAUCUUGUUUGUAUUUUGGAAACAGAAUGGAAAAGCCACUUAAGAUAGUAUGACAUAAUCUGAAUUUCUUUGUCAGUUGCCAAAUCAUUUAAACUUCUAUAUUCACCAGGCCCAAGGAUAGUUUGUGGCUGCCAGGAUUCCAAUUUUAAUUGGAGAGGUAAAUAAGUAAAGUUUACAAGUAUUAGAUUUCUUAAUGAUCAUAUUUUGCAGUUUUAGAAAAAGUGAAAUAUUAUUAUACAUUUAUUAAAUACAGUUUUCCCAUGCCACAAAAAGAUUAAUUUUGCUGAAUGUGUUAAGUUGAAGUUAAUACUGUAUCUAUGAAGUAUUGUGGACAAGAAAGAAGGGAUUUUUUUUUUUUUUUAAGUUUAAGUACCAAAGGUAGUCUAGUCUAAGAAACAGUAAGUUAAUGAGUGUUGGCUUUUCUAAUUUGUACUGUAACAUCCUUAUACUUGCUAUUUUAAGUAUAUCUGUUUCUUAAGUAAACAACGUAGAUAUUUUUCCACACCUUUUUUUUUUGAUGCAGAGUUCAGGUUAAUUAAUAUUUUACUGCAUCUGAUAAUGUAUUAUAUGUUUGAAGCCUAGUGACUUUGCAUUUGGACAUUCUUGUGAUUUCAUAUGCUGUAUUCUUCAAGCAAUAAAAUUCUGAUGUGUUUUAUAAAUUGUUUUUACAUUUAAUGAUCUAUGUAGAUUAAUGGCAGACUUCUGUUACUAACAUUUUUGCUAGUUUCAAGAAUCUUAGACCCAAAUGACAUUUUGAUCAUUUGGUAUGUAGUGCCUGACUUUUUCCUUUGUUUACUGUUAUUUUAGAAAAUGUGGUUUACAUGUAUUUUUAUAAUUUACAGUCCUAGGGUCCAGGUAUAACAAAGCAAUUAAGCAAUGUUUUACUGUUAGCUUGUUUUUUUUAGCAUUUAAAAGUCACUAUUCUGUCGGGAUUUUUUUUUAGUCAUUUAGAGAGAGAAACAGAUCUUUAGCAUUCUUGAGAAAUAAAGUUACUGUUCAGUGAGUGUUUUUCCCACCUCUUUGAAUAUAUAUCUGUCUUUUUUUAGCAGACUCUCAGAUUGCUAAGUGUUGAAAAGGCACCAAUUUUAAAACUGCAUAUACCAUACUUAUAGAAGAAUACACAUAUAAGAGUUUUCACAAAUUCAGCAUACCCAUAUUUCCAGCCCUGAGACCAACACACAGCAUUAUGAGCAUCCCAGAAGCCUUCCUCUUGCCCCUAUCUUAAAUAUUGUCUUCUUCCUCCCCAGAAGUAGCUACUAUUCACACUAAUAAAACAAUAGGUUAGGUUCAUCUAUCAUUUAAUUUAUGUAAAUGGAAUCAUGUAUAAUAUAGUAUUUUUUUGCUCAUUAUAUUUGUGUGUGUACUGGUUCUCUGAUGCCACUGUAGCAGAUUACCACAAACUUAAUGACUUAAAACACUGAUUUAUUUUCUUACAGUCCUGGAAAUCAAAAGCCCAAGUGAGUUUUCAUUAGGCCAAAGUCAACACAUAAGCACAGCUGUUCCUGAAUCUGGAGGUUGUGAGUGGAACAUCUGUUUUCUUGCCUUUUUUCAGCUUCCAGUGACUACGUGUCGUCUUGGCUUGUGGCCCCUUCUUCCAUGUUCAAAGCCUCUGUUUUCCUCAUCACAUCAUCUCUUCUGUAGUCAAGUCUUCUGUCUCUACAUUUAGGGCCCACCUCUGUAAUCCAGGAUAACCUGCCCAUUUCAAGAUCCUUGAUUUAAAUCCCAUCUGCAGUUUUCUUUGCCAUAUAAAGUAGCAUCCACAGGUUCCAGUGAUUAGGUUGUGGGUAUAUUUAGAGGUCAUUAUUCAACUUCCAGAGUGAUAUUCAUUUACAUUGUUGCAUGUAUUUGUAGUUCGUUCAUUUUAAUUGCUGAAUAGUAUUCUAUUAAUUUACCCAUUUUUUAAUAUCCAAAAUUUAUUCAUUCUACCAUUGAUGGGCACUUGAAGAAUUUCUAGUUCUGAGUUAUUAUGAAUAAUGUUGUGAAUAAGAUUCUUAUAUAUGUCUUUUGGUGAGUGUAUAUAUGCAUUUCUGUUGGUAUAUGCCUGGGAGUGGAAUUACUGGGUUAUGGGAUGUGCAUGUAUUCAGUUUUAGUAUGUACUUGUCAGUUUUCCAAAAUGUUUGUAAGAAGGCACCAUUUUAAUGUGUACCAUAAUAAUGAAUUCCUAAUGGUCUCAUGGCCUUAAUGUUAAUGGAUUUCUUAAAAUAGUUAAAUUAUAUCAAAUGCAUUAUACUUGCUACAGCAAGUCUAUUAUUUAAUAUCAUACAAGAGGAAAAUAA
Messenger RNA from Pteronotus mesoamericanus, 4843 nucleotides. RefSeq names its product down-regulator of transcription 1 (gene DR1). The coding region runs from base 661 to 1191 and encodes 176 amino acids. Lineage: Eukaryota; Metazoa; Chordata; Mammalia; Chiroptera; Mormoopidae. Gene Ontology annotation, cellular component: negative cofactor 2 complex. Gene Ontology annotation, molecular function: RNA polymerase II general transcription initiation factor activity; protein heterodimerization activity; TBP-class protein binding. The transcript has 4 exons. The record is from RefSeq and is a predicted model, not a curated record. Gene Ontology annotation, biological process: negative regulation of transcription by RNA polymerase II; RNA polymerase II preinitiation complex assembly.